UUCUUCAUUUUCAAGUUUUUUUAAUCUUGUUUUUUGUUUAAAGAAAAUUUGAUUUAGGAUAAAUUGCUUGCUUAUGCACCUAAUCUUCUGCCAGUAGCAUUGGCAUACCGACAACAAAUAUAAAAAACAAAUUGGAAUAUUAUUUUUUUUAAAAAUUGGUUUAGUUUUUCAUUUCUUUUAUUUUUGGGGGCCUUUUUGGGGUCUAUUUAUCUCCUAUCCUUUAUACACCUUUACCCCCAUCAUAAUUCUUCACUGUACUUUGCUUUUCUAUCCGGAAAAUCCCACUUCUUCUCCAUCAGUUUUGAUCUGGAAACAUCAAAUCCCUUUCUGGGUCUUGCAGAUUCUCCCUGAAUCUCUUCAUUUUCUUGGAGACUAUUUUCGUGAUUAAGCAAUAGAUUUCUGACAAUCUGAAGCUCGACUUCUUCAACGUGUUCGUCCAAUCUAAGUAUAUAUGGGCUGAGGUGUACAUUUCAUGGGAGGUGUAGAGGAUGAUGAACCACCUUCAAAACGUGUGAGAAUAUCCUCUUGUAAAUUGGAAGGUCUUUCGAACGGUACAUCUCUUAGAGAGCCUGCUAGUGGUGCAUCGUGUGAUUUAAUGGCUCGGCCCCUAGCAUCUGAAGGGGACGAUGAAGUCGUUGGUCCAAAAGGAGUUGUUAGGAAAGUUGAAUUUGUUCGAAUCAUUGCUGAGGCAUUAUAUUCACUUGGAUACAAGAAGACUGGGGCACAUCUUGAGGAAGAGUCUGGGAUACCAUUGCAUUCAUCUGCUGUUAACUCAUUCAUGCAACAGGUUCUUGAAGGCAAAUGGGAUGAAAGUGUAGUUACAUUACAUAGAAUUGGUCUAGUGGAUGAAUCUAUUAUUAAGUUGGCAUCUUUUGUAAUCUUGGAGCAGAAAUUUUUUGAACUUCUAGAUGGAGAAAAUUUCAUGGAUGCUUUGAAGACAUUGAGAACUGAGAUUGCACCUCUUUGUGUAAACAGUGAUAGAGUUCGUGAGCUUUCUUCGUGCAUUGUUUCUCCAUCACACUGUGACCUUUUUCGAUUUUCUGGUAAAGAUACUAUAACGGUGAAGCCUAGGUCAAAGUUGUUGGAGGAAUUGCAAAGAUUGCUUCCACCAACAGUAAUGAUUCCUGAGAAAAGAUUGGUGCAUCUUGUUGAACAGGCUCUUGACCUACAGCGGGAUGCUUGCAAGUUCCACAACUCGUUGGUCGAGGAAAUGUCACUUCUUACUGACCACCAGUGUGGAAGAGACCAUAUUCCUUCUCAAACUUUACAGAUACUAAAUGAACACAGUGAUGAAGUGUGGUUUUUGCAGUUUUCCCACAAUGGGCAAUAUUUAGCCUCAUCAUCUAAUGAUCGCACAGUUAUCAUAUGGGAGGUAAAAGUGGAUGGUCGAGUCUCGUUGAAGCGUAAGCUAGCUGGUCACCAGAAACCUGUGUCCUUUAUAUCAUGGAGCCCUGAUGACCAUCAACUCCUAACUUGUGGAGUAGAAGAGGUGGUUAGACGAUGGGAUGCUUCGACCGGUGAAUGCCUCCAUACCUAUGAAAAAGGAGGUCUGGGUGUGGUGUCUUGUUCAUGGGCUCCAGAUGGCAGAACGGUCUUCACUGGACUGGCUGACAAGAGUCUUAUUAUGUGGGAUAUAGAUGGGAAGGAGCUAGAGUGUUGGAAGGGGCAGCGGACUAGUAAGAUGUCAGACUUGGGGAUAACAAGUGAUGGGAAACAGAUUGUCUCUGUUUGUAAAGAUACUUCGAUUUUAUUAUUUGGAUGGGAAUCCAAGGCUGAAAAAAUAAUUGAAGAGGAUCAAAUUAUUAUUUCAUUUGCACUAUCCAGGGAUGGUAAAUCCCUACUAGUUAGUCUUCUGAAUGAAGAAAUCCAUCUGUGGAAUAUAGAGGGACAUGUGAGGCUCUUAGCCAAAUACAAAGGUCACAAGCGUUCUCGAUUUGUCAUAAGAUCCUGUUUUGGAGGCCUAGAGCAAGCAUUUGUUGCCAGUGGGAGCGAGGAUUCCCAGGUGUAUAUAUGGCAUAGAAGCUCUGGAGAGCUAGUUAUGACAUUGCCUGGACAUUCUGGCACGGUGAACUGUGUUAGCUGGAACCCCUCGAAUCCUCAUAUGCUGGCAUCAGCUAGUGAUGAUCGCACAAUACGCAUAUGGGGUUUAAAAGAGGUAAAAAUGAAGCAGAAUGGAGCCCAUACUAAUGGUGUUCACUACAGUAAUGGUGGAAGUUGAGGUCUGCAUCUGAAAAGCACAAUGUCUUGCAUUCUUACUAUCUCUCACUUUAGCCAUGCUUUUGUGUAAAUCCUUUUACUUUCAUGUUCAGCUGACAUUUAUAACAACAAGAAUGUAAAAUGUGCAUUCACGCUUCCAAUAAACUAUGUACUUCUUUUAUUUGAAUAUUUUGUUAGCCAUUUCUUAUUCC
Molecule: messenger RNA, 2408 nt
Organism: Coffea arabica (coffee)
Lineage: Eukaryota; Viridiplantae; Streptophyta; Magnoliopsida; Gentianales; Rubiaceae
Product: WD repeat-containing protein 26 homolog
Molecular function (GO): protein binding
Source: RefSeq, a predicted model, not a curated record